Messenger RNA from Striga asiatica, 816 nucleotides. NCBI's taxonomy places the organism in Eukaryota, Viridiplantae, Streptophyta, Magnoliopsida, Lamiales, Orobanchaceae. The record is from the annotation of a GenBank genome assembly.
AUAGAAGAGGGAAAUAGGAAGCUGGAAGCAUUCGCAAAAUAUAGAUCAAAAGCCCAAGCUGCAAGGCCUCUACUCUGUUGAAGAAAAUGGAAGGGACUGCGAAUGGAGAAGAACCCACUUCAUGGGAAGAUCUUUACAACAUCAAUUUGGUGCCUUCUGAGAUUUUCCUCAAGUUUAGGAAAGAAAUCCAGGGGUUUCGCGUUGGAGUUAAUUUGGAGCUUUACAAUGCUCCUCUGAAUGACUACCAUGCAAAACUGGUUCUGAAGCCAUUGGCCAAUGAGCGAAAAUGGAAAGUUAUAUACGAGCCGUUAGUCCACGACGUCCAGCUUGUCUCCAAGAAAAUCCCGAUAACAAAGUUUCUUAAUCUACAGGUGGGUGUGGGCCAUAGUUUUCAGCUACAUGCUACUGGUUGGAAAUGGAAGCUCUCGUCCUGCUUCGGUGAGGAUGGUAUUUCUCGGAUUAAAAACAAAACAUCCCUUGGUCUCUGCCCUGGAGUAGAUUUUCGUUUCGGGUGGAAGGCUGAUUAUGUUCUCCCUGAAAUUACUGGGGGUGUGGGCACGGAUGAACCAUUAUUCAACAUGAACUCUGGACGCUUGCAAGCGUCACUUGAUAGAGUCGAGGCCAUUUUCACAAUAAGGAUGCGUGCAGCCUUCUUUUUCAGUUUGCCCUUAUGCAAUCAGUAUGGGAACGGGACGCAAUGUAUUGUGAACGUGCAAAUGAAGCUCCAUUAGAGAUAUAGAGAAUCGGGGUAAUAGCUACGAUUUCAUCUCAUUGCAGAUUUUCUAGGCUGUUCUUUUUUUCUUUGGAGAGCAAUUU